Orycteropus afer afer is the source of this 1410-nucleotide messenger RNA. RefSeq names its product chaperonin containing TCP1 subunit 3 (gene CCT3). Gene Ontology annotation, molecular function: ATP-dependent protein folding chaperone; ATP hydrolysis activity; ATP binding. Gene Ontology annotation, cellular component: chaperonin-containing T-complex. The transcript is spliced from 12 exons. The record is from RefSeq and is a predicted model, not a curated record. The coding region runs from base 1 to 1410 and encodes 469 amino acids. Gene Ontology annotation, biological process: protein folding. Lineage: Eukaryota; Metazoa; Chordata; Mammalia; Tubulidentata; Orycteropodidae.
AUGAUGGGCCAUCGUCCGGUGCUCGUGCUCAGCCAGAACACAAAGCGUGAAUCUGGAAAGAAAGUUCAAUCUGGAAACAUCAAUGCUGCCAAGAUUCAAGUACAGCAUCCAGCAGCCAAGUCUAUGAUUGAAAUUAGCCGGACCCAAGAUGAAGAAGUUGGAGAUGGGACCACAUCAGUAAUUAUUCUUGAAUGUACCCCUGUCGACAUCAAUAACCGUGAUAUGAUGCUGAACAUCAUCAACAGCUCCAUUACUACCAAAGCAAUCAGUCGGUGGUCCUCUUUGGCUUGCAACAUUGCAUUUGAUGCUGUCAAGACUGUACAGUUUGAGGAGAAUGGUCGGAAGGAGAUUGACAUCAAGAAAUAUGCUAGGGUGGAAAAGAUACCUGGGGGCAUCAUUGAAGAUUCAUGUGUCUUACGUGGAGUCAUGAUUAACAAGGAUGUGACCCAUCCACGAAUGCGGCGCUAUAUCAAGAACCCUCGCAUUGUGCUGCUGGAUUCUUCUCUGGAAUACAAGAAAGGAGAAAGUCAGACUGACAUUGAGAUCACACGAGAGGAAGACUUUACCCGAAUCCUCCAAAUGGAAGAAGAAUAUAUCCAGCAGCUCUGUGAAGACAUUAUCCAACUGAAGCCUGACGUUGUCAUCACAGAAAAGGGCAUCUCAGAUUUAGCUCAGCACUACCUCAUGCGGGCCAAUAUUACAGCCAUUCGCAGAGUCCGGAAGACAGACAAUAAUCGCAUCGCUAGAGCCUGUGGGGCCCGGAUAGUCAGCCGACCAGAAGAACUGAGAGAAGAUGAUAUUGGGACAGGAGCAGGUCUGUUGGAAAUCAAGAAAAUUGGAGAUGAGUACUUCACAUUCAUCACUGAGUGUAAAGACCCCAAAGCCUGUACCAUUCUCCUCCGUGGAGCCAGCAAAGAAAUUCUUUCGGAAGUAGAACGCAAUCUCCAGGAUGCUAUGCAAGUGUGUCGCAAUGUUCUCCUGGACCCUCAGCUGGUGCCAGGAGGUGGGGCCUCUGAGAUGGCUGUGGCCCACGCACUGACGGAAAAAUCCAAGGCCAUGACUGGUGUGGAGCAGUGGCCAUACAGAGCUGUUGCCCAGGCCUUAGAGGUCAUUCCUCGUACCCUUAUCCAAAACUGUGGGGCCAGUACCAUCCGUCUGCUUACCUCCCUUCGGGCCAAGCACACCCAGGAGAACUGUGAGACUUGGGGUGUGAAUGGUGAGACAGGUACUUUGGUGGACAUGAAAGAACUUGGCAUCUGGGAGCCAUUGGCUGUGAAACUACAAACCUAUAAAACAGCAGUGGAGACGGCAGUCCUGUUAUUGCGGAUUGAUGACAUCGUCUCGGGCCACAAAAAGAAGGGUGAUGACCAGAGCCUGCAAGGAGGGGCUCCUGAUGCUGGCCAGGAGUGA